Rubroshorea leprosula is the source of this 496-nucleotide messenger RNA. NCBI's taxonomy places the organism in Eukaryota, Viridiplantae, Streptophyta, Magnoliopsida, Malvales, Dipterocarpaceae. The record is from the annotation of a GenBank genome assembly.
UUCUUCUAGACAACAGAUUGAUCCAAAGGGAGAACCACAAAAGCAACUUCAUGGUCUUAUUCGGGGGCCUCCAGGAGCAACCCACUGUUACCCAGUCACGAGUGGACGAUGACCAGUACCCUGGUGAUGAUGCAACAAUGGAGGAGGACACUGAAAAGCGUAAUUUGGAGGCUGAGUUGGAUGCUGAGUUUGCUGUGCUUGAUCCUGAGUUAGAUGCUCAGCUGGAGGAUGAGCUAUCACGUGCUGUCCCUAAGACAGGACGUGGCAUGGAUAAAGGAGAUGAUGCUCUUGCAGACUCAAGUCAAAGGAAGUUGCUUAGCCUUAAUCGCCGAGGCACAUUCAGCCAUGAGAGGUUUGGGAGGACUGCAACAGUAAUAUGGAAGUACUUGUAUGAUGAGCCAGUGCUUUUUUGGUCUAGUUGGCCUGAGGAAAAUAAAAGGGUUGCUUGGAAGAAUUUCAAAGUAUGAAAAUUAUAGAAUAAGUGAAGUAUUUUUUA